CAAUUAUUCUCUGUCUUUCUCGACUGCCGCGGUUGAUGCAUGCUUCUCAUCGCCGGCGUCGCUCUGUUUUCCGGUGAAGGUACGCAUUUUCCGUUCAUUUUCGGAAUCGUUGAAUGUUUCAGGGCGUCAUCCCAAAUCUGAAAGGUAGCUAAGUGAAUUGAGUAAAGAUGCCUCUUUACGAUUGCAUGCUUCUGUUUAAGCCCCAUACAAGGAAGGAAUCCCUCAUGGAUUUAGUUGCAAGGGUGGGAAAACAUGUCUACAGAAGAAAUGGGGUUGUCACUGAUCUUAAGAGUUUUGGAACAGUUCAGUUGGGCUAUGGUAUAAAAAAGCUAGAUGGCAGAUUUUAUCAGGGGCAACUGAUGCAACUGAGCAUGAUGGCUACACCCAACAUCAACAAAGAGCUGCAUUAUCUAAACAAGGAAGACCGGCUGCUACGUUGGCUUCUGGUUAAACAUCGAGACACAAACUUUGGGCUUGACUUCAUGGGGGAUGAAGGUAGAAUUGAGCUGAGCAAACUCUCCCAAAGCAGAAGACUUGAUGAUGAGGAUGAGGACGAAGACGAUGAUGAUGAGGAAUAUGAAGUGAACGAAGAAGAAAACAAAGUGAACUAAAAGAUAGUUGAGUAUUUUUGUUGGUUUCGAUUAUGGGAGGAUAAAACCACUGGUAUUGUAUUGUAGGUGCUAGACAUUUGCUUAUUGAUAGUGCUUGGUAACAAUCAAUGGGCUUGAAGAUGUUAUUAAGUGACAUCUUUGUAGCUUGGUGCUGUUUCUUCUUGCUAUUCGACAAAACAAUAUCUUUGUAGCUUGGUGAAAUAAUUGAUUUAAUACGCCCAUUGUCUUGCCCUGAA
This is a messenger RNA of Gastrolobium bilobum, 847 nucleotides long. RefSeq lists its product as uncharacterized. The transcript is spliced from 3 exons. NCBI's taxonomy places the organism in Eukaryota, Viridiplantae, Streptophyta, Magnoliopsida, Fabales, Fabaceae. Gene Ontology annotation, biological process: translation. The record is from RefSeq and is a predicted model, not a curated record. Bases 168 to 611 code for a protein of 147 amino acids. Gene Ontology annotation, cellular component: ribosome. Gene Ontology annotation, molecular function: small ribosomal subunit rRNA binding; structural constituent of ribosome.